Rhinolophus ferrumequinum (greater horseshoe bat) is the source of this 1627-nucleotide messenger RNA. It is a transcript of the gene SBDS, whose product is annotated as SBDS ribosome maturation factor. Lineage: Eukaryota; Metazoa; Chordata; Mammalia; Chiroptera; Rhinolophidae. The coding region runs from base 208 to 960 and encodes 250 amino acids. The transcript is spliced from 5 exons. The record is from RefSeq and is a predicted model, not a curated record. Gene Ontology annotation, biological process: ribosome biogenesis; cytosolic ribosome assembly.
GCCUCCGUAUCACCUCACGCCUGCGCAAUAAGUCAGCCGGGUGUUUUGUGGCGGCCGGUUAAGCCGAGGUAGCCGCAGCGCCGCGCACUCUGCAGGCGUUUCUGUGCCGCGCGCCUCAGGGUCGUUACAACAAGGCGCAAGUGGCCCUCGGGCCGGCGACGCGUGUCUGUCUGGGCUCGCGGGAUCCAAGAUCUCUGAGCAGCAGGGAUGUCGAUCUUCACACCAACCAACCAGAUCCGCCUUACCAAUGUGGCUGUCGUACGCAUGAAGCGCGCCGGGAAGCGCUUCGAAAUCGCCUGCUACAAAAACAAAGUCGUCGGCUGGCGGAGCGGCGUGGAAAAAGACCUUGAUGAAGUUCUACAGACCCACUCAGUGUUUGUAAAUGUUUCUAAAGGGCAGGUUGCAAAGAAGGAAGAUCUCAUCAGUGCAUUUGGAACAGAUGACCAGACUGAAAUCUGUAAGCAGAUUUUGACUAAAGGAGAGGUUCAAGUAUCAGAUAAAGAACGGCACACGCAGCUGGAGCAGAUGUUUAGGGACAUUGCAACUAUUGUGGCCGACAAAUGUGUGAACCCUGAAACAAAGAGACCAUACACUGUUAUCCUUAUUGAGAGAGCAAUGAAGGACAUCCACUAUUCAGUCAAAACCAACAAGAGCACAAAACAACAGGCUUUGGAAGUGAUAAAACAGCUAAAAGAGAAAAUGAAGAUAGAGCGUGCCCACAUGAGACUUCGGUUCAUCCUUCCAGUGAAUGAAGGAAAAAAGCUGAAAGAAAAGCUCAAGCCACUGAUCAAGGUUAUAGAAAGUGAGGACUACAGUCAACAAUUAGAAAUUGUGUGUCUGAUUGACCCAGGCUGCUUCAGAGAAAUUGAUGAGCUAAUAAAAAAGGAGACAAAAGGCAAAGGUUCUUUGGAAGUACUCAAUUUGAAAGAUGUGGAAGAAGGAGAUGAGAAAUUGGAAUAACAUUCAUCAGUCUCUUCAGCUUUAAAACACUAAAACAUUUUCAUUUCCCGCAGUCCUGUGUUCUUUCUGUGGUCUGCCAAAUACUUGCUCAGACUAUUUGAUGUUUUCCAUGUUUGUGUUAAACGUGUACACAAAAGAUUUUCCUAAAGAGUAUUAUAAUGUGGGGUUAAUUUAGUUUUACUUAUAAAGUGGUGUUUUAGGUAAAAAUGAAAAAUUCAAUAUACAAGUCCAGAGUUGCAUUUUGCUCCUAUCUCAUGCCUUUGUAGUUUUCCAAGGUGAAAGUUAUUUGAGGCAGCUCUUGUGGAUAAAAAGUUAAAUUUUGUACAUUAUAAUGUUAAUUUGGGGAGGAUAUGUCUGUAUGACAAAGAGGGAGUAUGUGCUGAAAAAGAAAAGAUAAUGUCUUAUUUCCAUUUAAUGAAAUGCAUGGAAUGGGUAACUGUAUUGUGGCCUAAUAUAAAGCUUGGAUGAUGACUUCCUGAUUAUCUGAAAAAUACAUAUGAUGACUGUGCAGGACUUAAAUAAUUUUCAUUGAACAUGCUGCCUAAACUAGAUUAUUCUCGGUAAACAAAAAUAGUCAUUUAUUUCUAAUUCUUAAAGUUUAUGGUAUAUACUAAUAUAGCUGAAAUUAUAUGUAACCAAUAAAACCACUCUAUUUUUGUUAAACUAU